GCCGAGGAGGUUUCGGGGGGCGGACACGGCGCUCGGUGUCUCCGGGGCAGCGGCCGGACGGGACCGCGGAGGGCCAUGGCCGAACCGGCUCCGUUACCUCUGACUUUUGAGGAUGUGGCCAUUUAUUUCUCUGAGCAAGAAUGGCAGAAUCUAGAGGCAUGGCAGAAGGAGCUUUACAAGCAUGUAAUGAGAACCAAUUAUGAGAUUCUUGUUUCUCUAGAUGAUGGACUUCCCAAACCAGAACUAAUAUCCUGGAUUGAACAGGGGAAAGAGUUCUUCAAGAACUGGGGAGAAUCACAGAAAUCAGGAAACAUAAUUUGCUCUUCUGCUGGUUUGCAGUUUGAUCCAGUUAUCGAGGGUCAUCAGUUUCAGGGAAGCCAACAAGCUGUGCAUUCAGGAGAGGCUGAACGCCAUUUCCAGCUGGAUCCCCGAGAAGGCCAGUGCCCCUCUGAACCCUCAGGAGGAGGAGGGGAAGAUGGUGCCUUCAGGCCUGACCAAACCAUGGCCCUCCUGAGCCCACACAGACAUGCCGCACAGGCUCCACUUCCAGUAGUCCACAGCUCCGGGGAGCCCACCCAGAGAGAGGGAAUCCCAAGUCCCAGAGCGCCGGGGCUCCCUGGCUUGCAGGAGGCCUGCUCCGGGGAGGGCACCCAGCACCCUUGCGCUGUCUGCGGGGAAAACUUUUGGAAGGAGGACCACUCAGAGAAGCACCAGAGGAGCCACCUGAAGGACCAGCCAUGGAGGUCCUGGAAGAAAUUCAGCAAACAGACCGCCCCACAGCAACAGCGGAGCAUCCGUCAGGGUCCCAGGCGCUUCCGGUGUCCUGACUGUGGGCGGAGCUUCCACCGGAAGCAGUGUUUGCUCGGCCACGUGGCUGGCCACGCAGGGCAGAGCCCGCUGCCCUGCCCGCAGAAGCAGACCCUUCUCGGCCACUGCGUCCGGCACAAGGGGGAGAGGCCUUCCCAGUGCCCCAAAUGUGACGGGAGCUUUCUCUCGAAGAGCAGCAAGCAGGCUUGCCAGGGCCAGCCCGGCAGGGAGAGGCUAGGCUCCUGGAGAGGAGGCGAUGGCGCCUUCCCCGGGAAGGCUGAGGCGGCCGCUGAGGAGCUGUGCCCCCGGAAGGGGGCCGGGGAGGCUCCCCCGCGCCGCCCCCCCGGGGAGAGGGCCUUCUCCUGUGCGGAGUGUGGUAAGCGCUUCACCGCAAGGUCCAAGCUCGCCAGCCACCUCAGGGUGCACACGGGAGAGAAGCCCUUCCGGUGCCCGGAGUGCGACAAGAGCUUCCGCCUGAGCGGCCUGCUGAAGGUGCACCAGCGCGUGCACAGCGGCGAGCGGCCGUUCUCCUGCCGGAAGUGCGGCAAGGCCUUCGCCAAGCGCUGGAAACUCACCGAGCACAGCCGAGUCCACAGCGGGGAGAAGCCCUUCUGGUGCGCCGAGUGUGGUAGGAGCUUCCGCCAGCGGGGACGGCUGCUGAGGCACCAGCGCCUGCACACCGACGAGAAGCCCUUCCAGUGCCCCGAGUGUGAGCUGAGCUUCCGCCUCAAGAGCAUGCUGCGGGCACAUCGGCUCCGCCACAGCGGGGAGAGGCCCUUCUCCUGCGGCGAGUGUGGCCGAGGCUUCACCCACCAGUGCAAGCUCCGGGAGCACCUGAGGGUGCACAGCGGGGAGAGGCCCUUCCGGUGCCCCGAGUGUGACAAGAGCUUCCGCCUGAAGGGCAUCCUGAAGGCGCACCAGCGCACGCACAGCAAGGAGAGGCCCUUCUCGUGUGGCGAGUGUGGCAAGGGCUUCACCAGACAGUCCAAGCUCACCGAGCACUUCCGCGUGCACAGCGGGGAGAGGCCCUUCCAGUGCCCCACCUGCGACAGGAGCUUCCGCCUGAAGGGGCAGCUGCUGAGUCACCAGCGCCUGCACACGGGGGAGAGACCCUUCCAGUGCCCCGAGUGCGGCAAGAGCUACCGCGUGAAGGCCGACAUGAAGGCCCACCAGCUGCUGCACGGCGGGGAGAUGCCCUUCUCCUGCGAGUGUGGCAAGGGCUUUGCCAAGCAGUCCAAACUCAUCGAACACGUCAGGACCCACACAGGGGAGAAGCCUUUCCAGUGUCCCAAGUGUGACAAGAGUUUCCGCUUGAAGGCUCAGCUGCUCAGCCAUCAAGGCCUGCACACAGGGGAGAGACCUUUCCGCUGCCCCGAGUGUGAUAAGAACUUUCGGGAAAAGGGACACAUGCUUCGGCACCAGCGCAUACACAGGCCUGAGAGGCCAUUUGCCUGCGGCGACUGUGGUAAGGGCUUCAUUUAUAAGUCUAAACUGGCCGAACACAUCAGGGUGCACACGAAAUCCUACAGUGCUCCAAGUGAGCCUGACAUUAAGAAGAGGCUCAGCCAGCUGUUUGCAAUGAUCGAGGCUGACUGGAGUUGAGGCCGUGGAGGGCAUCCGGAGCCUUCAGCGGAGUCCCAUGUGGCCUGGGAAUCCACAGCGGCCACAGCCAAACCCACCGGGAGACAGAUUUUAGGAACGGGGAGCCCCCUUUUGAGCAAGAAUGUAACGCGAGUUAGGAAUAUGAGAAACCACACAGGAUUUUCUCGGUUAGCUCAUCACCUGUUAUAUUUCCUAUCUACUGAUGAAAGAGAUACCUGUUCUUCCUGCCGUCUUAAGUGGUAAUUUCCCCGCAAAUGCUAAGCUAGCUCUGAAAUCCCAGCUUGAACUAAGACAGUCAGUCCCUCCAGUACUGUUCUCAAAGCUGAGGAGAUGGGGUGGCUCUUAAACAUCCACUUGACUCUUUUUCACAGUGUGACCCUAAACUGGGGGGUUUAAAUCCAGUGGAUUUUGUUGCAGGCCUGAUAUGAUGUUGGAUUUGGUUUUGAUUAAUUUAUUUUGAAACUGAUAGCAAUAAAACGAGCUCUCUGAA
Leptonychotes weddellii (Weddell seal) is the source of this 2899-nucleotide messenger RNA. It is a transcript of the gene ZNF786, whose product is annotated as zinc finger protein 786. The record is from RefSeq and is a predicted model, not a curated record. Gene Ontology annotation, cellular component: nucleus. NCBI's taxonomy places the organism in Eukaryota, Metazoa, Chordata, Mammalia, Carnivora, Phocidae. Gene Ontology annotation, biological process: regulation of transcription by RNA polymerase II. Gene Ontology annotation, molecular function: RNA polymerase II cis-regulatory region sequence-specific DNA binding; DNA-binding transcription activator activity, RNA polymerase II-specific.